This is a messenger RNA of Asterias rubens (European starfish), 3509 nucleotides long. Its product is annotated as monoacylglycerol lipase ABHD2-like. Gene Ontology annotation, molecular function: acetylesterase activity; monoacylglycerol lipase activity. Gene Ontology annotation, cellular component: sperm plasma membrane; sperm flagellum. Lineage: Eukaryota; Metazoa; Echinodermata; Asteroidea; Forcipulatida; Asteriidae. The transcript is spliced from 9 exons. The coding region runs from base 526 to 1752 and encodes 408 amino acids. The record is from RefSeq and is a predicted model, not a curated record. Gene Ontology annotation, biological process: sperm capacitation; acylglycerol catabolic process; steroid hormone receptor signaling pathway.
UUUGAUGGGAAGUUAUGAUGUCAGCAAAACAACAACAUGUCUAUUGGACUGAAAUUAUCUUUGACGUCCUGUGGCGUCACUAUUGAAAAAAAACACAACAAACUUCAUUCUGUAAAAGAAGACAACUCCUGAAAUGGAUCACCGGAAGCGGGGGUUGUAGGCCUAUGUUUCGCAAGUAAAAACUGACAAGGAUGAAUGGCAGGACUAAAAUAAACACCUCAAAACAAGGACCAGCGCCCUCACUCGGAACAGCACUACAUUUUGUUCGGAUACUUAUUCCCGUAUACACCGGUAACCAGUGACCGUGGUAUGGAUACGGAUGGAUGGAUGGAUGCAGCGUAGAUGCACAGUGCAGCGUGCCAUCCAUCACGUACGGAGCAUCCCUCGUCAUGCAGCAGACAGUUAGUGGGUGUACUCUCUGUUUUUUGUUAUCCGUAUCCGGCGGCGAUUGUCGUUUCUCCUACACCAGCUCCCAGCAUCCACCAUCUCCAGCUUUAAUACCAGACUGUUUAAUACACAAGCAUCAUGGAGACCUGGCUGAUCUUAUCCCUAACGGCAGUUAUCUACAUCAUCGUAGUCAAGUUUCUAGGUUUGAUUGAGAGGGCCGAGUCGCCCGCGAUUUACCAUGCAAAUUCCACAUUUGUUCACCGCCUCCUUGAGGCAUGCCCCAUGUUGAAAGAGCCGUAUGUGCCUACUUUCCUAUGGGGCAAGUCAGGCCACCUACAGACUGCCACCUAUGCAAAGGUCGGAAGGUUCAACGCACCGAGACCUGUUGGAGAACGCUUUAGUUACAUUAUGCCGGAUGGAGCCACCUGCACCUUUGAUGUGUUUGAGCCAACUGCCAGCCAUCCCUCUGGAGAGGAUUAUACAGUAUGUGUAGUGCCAGGGAUUGCCAACAACAGCGAGAAAGCUUACAUCAGAACAUUUGUAGAUUAUGCACAAUCGAAUGGUUUCCGGUUAGCAGUCCUCAAUCAUCUAGGAUCACUACCUAAUGUGCCUUUGACGUCUCCACGGAUUUUUACUUACGGAGACACGGAGGAGUAUAGUGUAAUGGUAGACCACAUGAGAGAGAAGUUUCCACACAGUGGUUUCAUCAGUGUAGGAUUCAGCAUGGGAGCUAAUAUCAUCGUUAAGUACCUGGGGGAGGAACCAAAGAGGCAGAACAUGUUCCUGUGUGGGGUGUCUGUCUGCCAGGGAUACGACAUUACAAAAGCAACGGAUGUACUACAUGAAUGGGAGAACUGCCGACGUCUCUAUAACUUCAUGAUGGCUCAGAAUAUGUUGAUGCAGAUACGACGCAACAGCAGCAUGUUGUUUGGUGACCAGGCUCGCACCUACUGGAGGUCAAGAAACAAGGAACCAAUCACGUAUAACGUGGACAAAAUCAUGAAUUCUACUAGUUUGGUUCACCUGGAUGAACAUCUGACGCACAAAAUGAUUCGCAGUAGGAGCUGUGAAGACUUUUAUAAAGAAUGCAGUUGCGCAAGUCACAUCAAAAAGAUUCAUCUACCACUGUUGCUCCUCAACGCAGGGGAUGACCACUUGAUUCCAAAAAAGUAUAACCUCACCCCGCACGAGUACGCAAAAGAAGCGCCCAACGCCCUGUACGUCCUGACCAAACACGGCGGCCAUCUUGGAUUCUUUGAAGGAGGCCUCCUGGUGCCAAACACGGUGUCUUGGAUGGAUAAGGCGGUAAUCAGUUACACAAACGCAGUCAUAGAGACGCGAAAACUAAGUCAGGCAGAUAUGUGAUGUGUGUGUGAUUUUUAUUACUUUGAACUUUUGCAAAAUGUAUCUCCGUACUUUUCAGAGACUGAGCAGCUCGACCAAAUGAGGGUAAAAGUCUCCAUUCGGAAUAAAUUUGUGGAAAAACAUAUCUUUCCUGAAAAAUAAGUUCACAAUUUAUCAAAUUUGACAAUUUAAAAUUCACCAAUACCUUGUUAUAUGUACAUGGUACAUGUAUACAUAAUGUUCAAAACGCACAUGGUGUAAAUUGGAGCCCUCUCCACCACUAGCCAGUAAUUUUAGCAUAGGGGUAGUAAACCCACACUGGGUGUACAGGGUUUUGAUAGGGGCAUUACUUGUAGACGUGCGGCUUAAAAACCCAUCCUAAUGAUGAAGCAAUAAUUGUUAAAUGUCUUGCUUAAGGACACGUGAGGUCCGAGACUCGAAUCCACACUCUGCUGAUCAGAAACACAAGAGCUCGAGUCUACACACGCUUGGCCUCGAUACACCACACCCAUUAUUGUAACUGAAUUUCGUAAGCAGUCAGAAAUUUACUGGCUCAUGGAGCAAGUAAAAUGGAUGGGUGGGGGAUGGUGUGUGGUGAUGAACAAUUUUCAAUCUUCAUCAAGGGUCUUCUUUCUCUCAACUUUAGAGGAAAAAAUUGUUUGCGUCAGUACAAUAAAAUAUAAAAAUUGUCACUUGAUGAAAACCAUGUCUUUAGUUCAGUUUAAAAAAAGUGAAACAAAUUUAAAAGUUUUCUUAUAAGACAAGAUUUAUUUUUUGCAAUGUCGUUGAUUUAAAAUGGUUGCCUAAUCUCAUACAUGUAUUUAUACCAAAUGGUUCAUUUACUUCACAGCCAAAUUAACGGAGUAGUGCCACAAGAACAUGUAUAGCAAGUUUUGUCAAAUUCAAAGUUAUUUUUAUAAAAUCAAUCUGCAAGGUUUUCUUGAGCUUGAUGGAUUCAGGACUGCAGUUUAAAGUCAACAGAACUUUGCAAACGAGCCAACAGCUACCGGGCAAUCUCGGUGGUCUAGUUGGUUCGACUCUGCUCUAGAAUUGCAAGGGUCAUGGGAGCGAAUCCCACCCGAGUAAUAUGACUUAAUAAAACAUGCCUGUGAAUUUUUCCACAUGACUCGGGAAAGUACUGAGUAUACAGUGCUAACACACAUCGGUGAAAGGGUAAAACAAAAUUUUUAAAGCUUUAUCACACCUGAGGUUGUCUCAAAGCGCUCAAUAUUGUUUUUCUAUAAGGUAUGCAGAGCUGUGUUUGAAAUGUAAGACCAAUUUAUUUUCAAAGCACCAUAACAAUUUACAUGGUGUUGUGGCACAGCCUGCAGCCAACCACUGGGGCGAACCCCCUUCUCUUAAUGAUAAAGUGUAACUUGGCAUUACACAACACAUAGAACCAACGGCUUUCUGUCCCAUCCAAAGGAUGAUGAAGCAUGAAUGGUCAAGUGUCUUGCUUAAAGUUUCUAGACCAAGACUCCCAAACCCAUUUUUCAGAAAUUAACACCAGACCUCGAGACCAGUGUGCUUGACGACUCGGCCACGACACAAAUUAUGUACUUUAAAUUGUUGAACAGAAUGCAAUUCAUCUGCAGCUAGUUAGUUUAAUUGCCAAUUUUAACUGAUUACCUCCAUAUACUAUUAACGGCACUGAACACCUUCGGUAAUGAUUGUCAAAGAGCGGUAUUCUCACUUUAUGUACUCGUACAUGCAUAAAAUAACAGACCUUAGAAAUGUGGACUCAAUUGGUCAUCACCCUUGUUGCACAAAUUUGUGUG